UAUAUACAUAAAUUGAGAAGCUUUAGAGCUAAAUGCUACGAUAUAAAGUAUUUUUUUCAUGCAAAGUACGGUAAGCAAGUUAAUAACUACACUGUCUUUAACUCACUCCUAAAUGUUUAAAUGGCAUUCAAUCAAACAAUCAUGAUGUUAAACAUGUGGAAAUUCAAUUGUAAAUAUUGUUAUUUUAAUGGUUAUUCUUAUCAGUGAAAGAGGAAUUACUGAAUCCUGUCAAUGAAUUUAUAAAUGUCUAUAAAUCAGUUUCCACUAGUCAGAAUGUGAUUUCUACAUAAGCAAUAAUUUUUGGAACAUGCUAAAAUUGCUGUACAGAUUUCUUAAUUUAAUGUUUUUUUCUGACAUUUUGACACUAAUAAAAUGUCCAUACUACUGACUAAAUAUUAAUUCCAUAGAAGUUCACCACCUCCGAAUGUAGAAGGGAAAUAGGCUCCAUUCUACUGGAAACAGUCAGUUUUCAGAAACAGAAUUUACAUUGGUAAGAGUUUAAAUUGAUCUCAGAUCGAUAAAGUGUUUAGUCAUGUGGUUUACUGUAAAUGGAAAAAUGAAACUGAAAGCAAGAGGAGAGGAUAUAAAAAUCCCCUCCCCUUCUCAAUAUUGCAGUGUCACUCUGUCCAGAGCAACAUAAGCAAAGCUAUGGGGGGAGGUAAGUAAGUCUUGACCUGUCACACCUUCUCCUUCUUGUAAGAUGGAAGAUAAUGCAUGAUGUUGAAGUUUUAAAAUGUAUAGCUUUGACUAUGUCAACAUGUGUUAUUUUUUUUGCAUCAGCACUUUUCAGUCAGCCAUGGAGGAAUCUAUCAUGGAACAAGCAGGAAGACCUCGAUUUUAUGAGAACCUACCAACCUCAAAACCAAGAAGUCAAUCAUCUCAGGAUUCUGCUUCAUGGACCGGUCGGUGCCGGCAAGUCCAGUUUCAUCAACUCUGUGGAUAGUAUCUUACAAGGCAGAAUUAUGGGUCGAGCCUUGACGGAUGCAAUAUCUGGGACCAGCUUCACCAGAAAGUAUAAAACUUACAAAAUCCAUAAAGGUCCAGACGACUUUUAUUCUUUUGUGUUCAAUGACAUCAUGGGCUUUGAGAAAGAUACCAACACUGGUGUUCUUGUGGAAGACGUCAAACUGGCCCUGAGAGGACAUGUGGAAGACGGUUACCAGUUCUGUCCCAGCCAGAAACUGACAGAGGGUGAUGAAGGUUACAGGUCAUCUCCCACUCUGGACGACAAAGUUCACGUUCUGGUCUGUGUGCUUCCUGUCGGCUCAGUAUCUUUAUUAAGUAAAGAAGUUGUGAAGAAGAUGAGAGAAGUCAGACUCGCAGCCACUAACAUGGGAAUUCCCCAACUGGCUAUUCUCACCAAAGUGGAUGAAGCCUGUCCUGAAACCAACAAAAAUAUAAAGAAUGUCUAUAAGAGCAGGUACCUGAAGGAACAGGUCGACAAAUUCAGCUCGUUACUGGGUCUUCCUCAGGACUGCAUCUUCCUUGUGAAGAACUACGGUACAGAUGCCAUCAUGAUUGAUGACAAAGAUGCGCUGAUACUGAACGCACUGGGACAGAUGAUACACUUUGGAGAAGACUUCCUCAACGACCUGUAGACCUGCAUUCUGCUGAAGAAGACUCUUUACAAUCAAAGCUUGGAAAAAAAAGUGCCUCUGUAUUUAAUUUAUUGAAUUAAUUUACAGUUGCAGUGUGGUUGUAUGAGGAAUCUAUUAUCAAUAGUCAGUAUAUUUCCUACUGGAGAAGCAGGCAGGAGUAACAUUAUCAACACAGAAGCUUAACAAUGUACUGCUGUGAUGUACUUAAGAAAAGAACAAACUAAUAAAAUCAAUAUAAUAAGUGUUGUUAUUGUGACUUUGGUGAUUUAAACUAUUAGGAAAAAGCAAAAGCAAGCUGUCUCAUAACAUUGUUAAAUAAACUAGAGAAUGUAUCAAAUUCAGAAGUCAUUGCCCAAAAAAGUUUCAGUCUGAAUAAACUCUCUCUCUCUCUCU
This is a messenger RNA of Centropristis striata (black sea bass), 1991 nucleotides long. RefSeq names its product interferon-induced protein 44-like. The record is from RefSeq and is a predicted model, not a curated record. The coding region runs from base 711 to 1598 and encodes 295 amino acids. NCBI's taxonomy places the organism in Eukaryota, Metazoa, Chordata, Actinopteri, Perciformes, Serranidae. The transcript has 7 exons.